Molecule: messenger RNA, 753 nt
Organism: Penicillium longicatenatum
Lineage: Eukaryota; Fungi; Ascomycota; Eurotiomycetes; Eurotiales; Aspergillaceae
Exons: 2
Coding region: 1-753 (250 amino acids)
Source: RefSeq, a predicted model, not a curated record
AUGCCUGGGCUGUCAGAUCCUGCAGACCUGGUGGCUGCGGGCUGGAGGAAACGCAAACGAGAUCAUGAAGACUCCGCAACAUUGGUUCGGCCCUCAGCGUUUGCGCCAUUCCGAGUAGAUCGCCCUGACCGGGAGACUUGCCCGUUACCCCUAUCUCGACAUCCAACGGACACUGGCGACCACUCCUUCCGCCCGCGCUGUUUACCUCGCAAGCGCCGACACGUUCAGCCCCCCUAUCUCACACUCCCUGCACAUCAACAAUCUUCUCUCCUCUCUCCCAACAUCUACGCCUCAGCCCAGGGUCCCUACUCCCCACCCGUGUCUCCCAGGACCGUCCCGAUCUCCUACCAGUCUACUUCGCCCUCCGCGCUUCGUCCCUGCCACAUUUGCCACCGUCGUCCCACAACGCGACAAGUCUUGGAUGCAUAUGCAGACUGUGACCUCUGUGGGGAGCGAGCGUGCUUCAUCUGUCUCCGCCAAUGUGAUGCUCCCGCCUGUCGUGGCGUUCCUGGGCAUCCAGAAACUCCCGGUGAAUCAGAUAUCUACAGUCCCGAGGGACCGUUCGAUCUGGAAAGCACAGAUUCUCGAAGGAAGAUCUGCUCGAGCUGUGCGGUGGAAGGGAUAACCGAGACAGGCACGGAAAUCGUCCAGUGCCUGGACUGCGUUCGCGGCCAUUCGGCAAACUGGCCGGCGGGCUCCAUGGCACCUGGAUGGACAUUGGAUGCCAUGAACCAUGACCGUAUGAUUGGAUAA